Lathyrus oleraceus (garden pea) is the source of this 1242-nucleotide messenger RNA. Its product is annotated as pectinesterase 31. Gene Ontology annotation, molecular function: pectinesterase activity. The record is from RefSeq and is a predicted model, not a curated record. Bases 67 to 1017 code for a protein of 316 amino acids. The transcript has 6 exons. Gene Ontology annotation, biological process: pectin catabolic process; cell wall modification. NCBI's taxonomy places the organism in Eukaryota, Viridiplantae, Streptophyta, Magnoliopsida, Fabales, Fabaceae.
UAUUCGACAUUCACAACAAUUCACAAAUACUCACACACACACACACAAAAACAAUAGAUACAAAUAAUGGCACCUUUUAUGUUGACAGUGUCACAAGAUGGAACUGGAAACUACAGAACUGUACAAGAAGCCAUUGAUGCAGUACCACUCGGCAACACUCGCCGGACGGUGAUAAGGAUAUCGCCGGGAACCUACCGGCAGCCACUAUAUGUUCCAAAAACCAAGAACUUGAUCACUUUUGCUGGUUUGUUUCCUGGAGAUACUGUUCUGACAUGGAACAACACUGCCAAUAAAAUUGAUCACCAUCAAGGUUGUAAGGUGAUAGGGAAUGGGACUUUUGGUUGUGGAAGUACUAUUGUGGAAGGGGAAGAUUUUAUUGCUGAGAAUAUUACGUUUGAGAAUUCUUCUCCUCAGGGUUCAGGACAAGCAGUGGCAGUUAGAGUAACAGCAGAUCGAUGUGCAUUCUACAAUUGCAGGUUCCUUGGAUGGCAGGACACACUGUAUUUACAUUAUGGCAAGCUAUAUAUGAAAGAUUGUUAUAUUGAAGGAAGUGUGGAUUUCAUUUUUGGUAAUAGCACUGCACUCUUGGAGCAUUGUCAUAUCCAUUGCAAGUCUGCGGGGUUCAUAACUGCACAAAGCAGAAAAUCUCCACAUGAAAAAACUGGUUUUGUAUUUUUGAGAUGUGUUAUCACGGGCAACAGAGGAAGUUCAUAUGCAUAUCUUGGAAGGCCAUGGGGACCUUAUGGAAGAGUGGUAUUUGCGUAUACUUAUAUGGAUCAAUGUAUCAAACAUGAUGGUUGGAAUAAUUGGGGGAAUGUUGAAAAUGAAAGAAGUGCUUGCUUCUAUGAAUACAGGUGUUUUGGACUGGGUUUUGUUCCUUCGAAAAGGGUGAAAUGGGCUAGAGUGUUAAAGGAUAAAGAAGUUGAAGAGUUUUUGAUGCAUAGCUUCAUUGAUCCAGAACCUCAAAAACCAUGGCUAGCUCAAAGAAUGGCUUUAAGGAUUCCAUAUUCUGCUUAGAAAUUAUGUUUAGAACACUUGAGAUAUGGAUGUGAUUCAGAGUCUAAAACAAAAAUAAAAUACAAUUGUUAAAAAUAAUACACAUUUUUAAAUCAAACAUGGGUGAAUCUAGUGAGGUGUUAUAAUUUAUCUCAUUAUUGUAAUGAUUUUUUAUGCAUUAAUAUGAUCUAUAGGAUAGGAAGUGUGAUAUAUAACAUUGAUACUUUAUCUAUUUUGAUUAUCGAA